AUGUGCCCGAAUUCGUGCAUUGCCUAUACUGGGCCAUUUGCAAAGUUGGAAGUCUGUCCCACCUGCGAGGAGUCACGAUAUGAUCCUAUCAAGCUUAAGUCAAGUGGGAGUAGGGUCAAGCAAUCACAACAACAAUUUUAUACAAUGCCACUUGGUCCGCAACUUUAA
This is a messenger RNA of Laccaria bicolor S238N-H82, 168 nucleotides long. RefSeq lists its product as uncharacterized. Lineage: Eukaryota; Fungi; Basidiomycota; Agaricomycetes; Agaricales; Hydnangiaceae. The transcript has a single exon. The coding region runs from base 1 to 168 and encodes 55 amino acids. The record is from RefSeq and is a predicted model, not a curated record.